This is a messenger RNA of Python bivittatus (Burmese python), 2608 nucleotides long. RefSeq names its product thymidylate synthetase (gene TYMS). Gene Ontology annotation, molecular function: thymidylate synthase activity. The record is from RefSeq and is a predicted model, not a curated record. Lineage: Eukaryota; Metazoa; Chordata; Lepidosauria; Squamata; Pythonidae. Gene Ontology annotation, biological process: dTMP biosynthetic process. Gene Ontology annotation, cellular component: mitochondrion; cytosol.
CUGGCUCAGCGGAAAAUGGGCGGGGAACGCGCCAAUUUUAACGCUAGAAUCUCGUCCCGCCAAGGAAGGAGAACCGAAGGAAGUCUUUGUCGCCCUGCUAACUCGCAAUGCCGGCUGAUCUGAGCGUGCAGGAGAACCCUGCGCCGCCCCAGGAAAAGCCCCUCGCCGCCUCUGGCUCCUGCCCAUGCCAUGGAGAGGUUCAGUAUCUCCAGCAAGUCGAGCAGAUCCUGCGGUUCGGACACAAAAAGGAGGAUCGGACCGGGACGGGGACGCUGUCCAUCUUCGGGAUGCAGGCGCGGUACAACCUCCGAGAUGAUUUUCCAUUGCUAACAACCAAAAGAGUAUUCUGGAAGGGAGUACUUGAAGAACUACUUUGGUUUAUCAAGGGUUCUACAAAUGCAAAAGAGCUUUCUGCUAAGGGAGUUAAGAUUUGGGAUGCCAAUGGUUCUCGGGAAUUCUUAGACAAACAGGGUUUUUUUUCUAGAGAGGAAGGAGACCUAGGUCCUGUUUAUGGCUUCCAAUGGAGACAUUUUGGAGCUGAGUACAAAGAUAUGAAUACUGAUUACACAGGACAAGGAGUAGACCAACUACAGCAAGUAAUUGAUACAAUCAGAAACAAUCCAGAUAGCAGAAGAAUUAUAAUGUGUGCAUGGAAUCCUAAAGAUAUCUCUGUAAUGGCCUUACCUCCAUGUCAUGCUCUCUGCCAGUUUUACGUUUUAAAUGGUGAACUCUCUUGUCAGUUGUAUCAACGUUCUGGAGAUAUGGGGCUGGGAGUACCGUUCAACAUAGCUAGUUACUCACUUCUUACUUCAAUGAUUGCCCAUGUUACAGGCUUGAAGCCUGGUGAGUUCAUACAUACAUUAGGAGAUGCUCAUAUAUAUUUAAACCAUAUUGAACCCUUGAAAAUACAGCUUCAGAGGCAACCAAGACCUUUUCCCAAGCUCAAAAUUCUUCGUAAAGUUGAAAACAUCAAUGACUUCAGAGCAGAUGACUUUGAGAUAGAAGAUUAUCAUCCACACCCAGCUAUUAAAAUGGAAAUGGCUGUCUAAUGAACUUUUUCUGAGACUGUCUUAAUGUUCAGCCUGGAGUUAAUGCUUUUAAAUAUAAUUAGCAUUCAAAUCAUUCAAAAGGUCAAAAACAUAGUUCCUCAGUUUUCAUAUGACGCUUGAAUCUGAAGUAGACUGUUAUAGAUGCAUCAUGCACAGGGAAUAUAAAGGGUUUCUGUAGUUCUGAAUUAUCCAAUGAAUCAUAUGUGCUGUUAUAAAUGUUAUCUGAAAUCUUAAGGGAAAGAUGUACUUCACCAUUUUUUUAAGUUAACCUGGCAAAAUUCCAGUAAGAACACUGUAGAAUAGAAAAUGCAACAAACAUAGCUUGGGGGAAUAGUAGUCAGCAAUUUUUAAAUGAAGUAGACUAAUUGUAUAAAUGUUUUCAGAAAUGGUUGAAUCUAUGCUAGAGAACUACCCAGAAUAUUAGUUUUACAAAGCUAUCCCAUAUACACUUAUGCAAAAGAUUAUCUGAGCUGUAAGAUCUGGGGUAGGAAUGAAUGGUUCCUGUACUACCUAGCAGCUACAUUUUUCUCUAAGGAUCUAUUCUCACUAGAGUGAAGGCAGAUGAAUCCUCUAGUCUUUUUCUUGCCUUUUAUUAAUCUGUUCUUUCUCCCCAUUUAUAAUAAAUAUGCCUGGCACACCGAGUUAAUUUAUCCUAUUUAACUAAUAUUGUCUCAUGAAUACUAUAGCUAUGACUAGCCUAGAUCCUAGAUAUGUUGGCGAUUAGCCAAGCCUUGAGGCAACUUGAUUUUGGGAGAUCCCAAAAUGCUCUCUGUAUCCUGAGAUCUUCCAUUAUCAAAAUACGUUCCCCAAGACUAACAGCUGGCUGUUGGCUGAGCCACAAACUCUGUGAUUCUGUGCAUUUCCCUGCAAUUUGUAAGAAAUGAUCUUUAACUCAUUUUCUGCUACAGACUGGCAGGACCUUAAUCUCAUCUGCAUUUCCAUUGUAAAUUUAAACUAGACCUACAUUUAUUUUGAACUGUAAGAAAACACUGGAAUGAUGUGAUGUCUAUUGACACUUAAUAUCCUCACUAACACCUUCCCUUGGUACCUACCAGGUUCUGAUUUAUGUUAGGUAUUUAAAAGAAAUUUAGGCAUCUGGCAUACUAUAAAACCCAAGUUCCAGCAUUUUUUAUUUACAGGAAUGAGUGUGACCUCAACCUCAAAUACAGUAACCUUAUAAAGUAAGAAUAAUGGGGGUUAUUUAGAACUCACUACUGUGGAAAUUAUAGAUUUGGGUGACAGAUAGGAAGAGCAAUAGUGAUGGGGGUGAAGCCCAAUCUCACAAGUUUCCCAUUCAGGAAAUGGGUAUUUCUGUUACUGAUCACCCCACCAACCAGACCAUGCCUUCCCAUUUUGUGAAAGAAUUCAAGUUACAAGUGUGCCCUCUAGCUUGAAAUGUCAUCUGUUGCAGAUUUCCCCAUUAGUAUUCUCUAAAGAACUAUUUUCUGAUUAGAAGAGCAGAUUGUUUUCACUUUUGUCUUCAAAAACUUGAUGUCUGUUUUAAUAUCUGUACAACCUACCACUGCUGUCAUCUACCCAAAUUUGACCCAACUGCCGAU